Molecule: messenger RNA, 1296 nt
Organism: Sycon ciliatum
Lineage: Eukaryota; Metazoa; Porifera; Calcarea; Leucosolenida; Sycettidae
Product: very-long-chain (3R)-3-hydroxyacyl-CoA dehydratase 2-like
Exons: 7
Coding region: 244-891 (215 amino acids)
Biological process (GO): fatty acid elongation; sphingolipid biosynthetic process; very long-chain fatty acid biosynthetic process
Cellular component (GO): endoplasmic reticulum membrane
Molecular function (GO): 3-hydroxyacyl-CoA dehydratase activity
Source: RefSeq, a predicted model, not a curated record
UCACAUUCACAAGUCAAAGACUUGCAGUGUUGCACAAACUCAAUUUAGUACUUGAUCUUUGUAAUAAUGUUGAAUGUACAGUCUGAGUAGGCUUGGCUAAGAAGUAGCCUUUAGCCUUUUAGGUACUCGAUCGAUCGAUCGAAGUACACUGUAACUAAGUAGAGAAAUAUAGGUUACUCAUUCUUCCGGACCUGUGUGUUUGGGCUGAGAGCAUCCACAUUGAGCUAGCUAUUCACCAGUAAAAUGAAAUCAGUAACACUUGCGUAUUUGAUCGCAUACAACCUCCUGCAAUGGCUCGGAUGGCUGUCAAUUGGUGUAAUGAUGGCCGUUCACCUGGUGCAGAACGACGGCAACCACCGCGAGCUGUUCAAUGCCGUUGAGCUGCCGCUCGUUCUACUGCAAGCAUCAGGGAUUCUGGAGACCAUCCACAGCAUAUUGGGCAUCAGCAAGUCCAGCCCAGCGGCAGCGUUUAUGCAGUACUUGGGCCGCGGCUUUGCCCUGUUCCUGGUCACGCGCUCCAUUCCCGGGGUUCGAUAUGAACUAGGUGUAGUCAGCUAUCUGAUCACCUGGGUUAUGAUCGACUCGGUGCGAUAUCCGUACUACUUCAUGUCUCUGCUGGGAAAACCGCCGUACAUCCUGACAUGGCUGAGAUAUACGAGUUUCAUCCCGCUGUAUCCACUGGGUUAUCUAGCUGAGUUAACGACGGUGUACGCAGCCAUGUUGAAGGUCUGGGAGACCAACCAGUACAGCUUCACAGUGGCCGGCACUGAGAUCAACUUCUACUACCUACUGCUAUCCUACAUGGCCUUCAGCUGCUUUGGUUUCUUCCAGAACUACAGCUACAUGUUCUCUCAACGGAAGAAGGCUCUAAAGAAGGCGAAGACCAACUAGAACAAAACCAUAGGAUCAAAUUCAAACUACAUACCCACUGUGUCUGCCCUUCAGCACCAAUCAACGUCUUCUUCUCAUUAUCCUCCCGUCACCUGUUUCUUCCUCCACAGUGUUGCAGUAUGACAUACGACCCCGUGACAGAGAAAGUGAUGCACAUGCACACCUCUACCCCGGACCAUGGACAAAGCAGACCAGUACCCAUUACACCGAGAUGGAGAUCACAUACCUAUUUAGCUUAGCUGUACAUGUAAUAAGUGACUUCAAUGUCUUUUCUUGAAGCCUAGAUUUUUAUCAAUAUCAUGAAGCGGACACCCCAGACAGGUACCGGUAGCUCAUCUCUAUUCCAUUCACGUGAGAGUUUGUUUGUGCAUGACUGCGUAUGUGCAUGUGCUAGGCCCAGACAGA